AUGGCGUGUGGCAUCUCUGAAACGGACUUAAAGUCGGCUCCUCUCAUCGCCCUGAACGUGAGCGUGAGAAAUAAACUGGGACUGUAUCUAAACCCGAAGAACACCGUGGCGGCGGACUGGAUGGAUGUCGCCGAGGCCAUGGGCUUCUCUUACCUAGAGAUUAAGAACUUCGAAAGGUCCAAAAAUCCCACUAAAACUAUUCUGGACGACUGGCAGGCUCGGACCACAGAUGCGACAGUGGGGAAGCUGUUGUCUCUGCUGACGGAGGUGGAGAGACGUGAUAUUGUGGAGGACCUGCGCCCUUUAAUGGGUAAGUUAGUUUAGUGUACUUUGUUUACUUCUUUGUUUGCAUGCUUACUACAUUGUUAAGAUUGCACAAUAUAGUCAUGUACAGCCAACAAAGCGUCAUACUUUGUACAAUGAUAUAAGUAAAACCCUUUAACAGAUUAAGUGGGCAAUAUAGGUACUACUAAAUCGCUCUCAAGACUUAAUAAAUCUUUGUGAUUGCCCAGUGACAUUGUUGAUUUUGGGGCCCUAUAUUUCUGCCAAUAAUAUUGAUUGUUGAUCAUUCACACACCUUCAGAAAUCUCUUUGAUUAACAUUCCAUGAUAUGACAUACCUUUAUUUUGGCGGUUUUAUCUCUUUUUGCCUCUUUCUUUUCUCUGCUCAUGAAGGAUAUGCCCUUUUUGCCUCAUUGUUUUGCCUGACAACUGCCUGCGCUUUGGAUGCUCAGUGCACAUUGCACAGCAGAAGGCACAUACAGAAAGCAUCACUCAUACAUGCAAAAAAUAAAAUAUAUUUAUUUAUUUUUUUGAUUGCUCUUGGGGGGGCCCCAUUGGCCACGGGGCCCUAAGCAGGCCCUAAGUUCACUUAUGCCUUAGGCUGGCUCUGUAAUUAUCUUAUAGUUUGUCAAUCUUUGCAGAUUUCUUAUAUCAUGAUAUUAACAGUAUUGAGGACAGUGUAUCAGGGCGCAUACCCAGCAGGCUUGUGUUGUUUUGCAAGUAUUAUGGUAUCAUGUCAUCAUAUUACAUUUUCAUACAAGUUACUUUGCAAUUAUCAUCCUUGUUUUUUAACACAUUGACUGCGUUAUCCAGCCCAAAUAACUGUGUAUGUGUGUGUUAUAUGUGUGAACAUGUUUUUGUACCAGAUGAAGAUGUGAGAAAAUAUCAUGAGAGUCUGAAACAGAGAGCGGAGCCCCCAGUUCAGGUUCCAGAGGUUGACAGCUGUAUCACUCGACCCUCCUCAGAAGGAUUUGGUUUCACUCUGGAAGAUGAGGAAGGUCAGCAUCUGUAAAAGCAUUUUUUUCAUUAUCAACACCAACAUAAAUACUCCUCAUAUUCCACCUGCAUUGAUUACGUCAACUCAGAAACCCAGACUUUGAAUCAUCGCAUUAUUACUCAGCACUGCUUUUCAGACAUGUUGCAAUUUUUCCUAACCCAGGUUUCAUUUACUCUCAUCAGUCAUACAGAGCAACGGUAAAAAUGGCAGUACAUUUAAAAUGUUAUUGUAAAGUCAGAAAAUUUAAAACUGCAUCUUUUUAAAUAUCCACAAUAUACAAAAGGUCUUCAGUAGUUGUUGGUCCAGUCCAUAACUUUUGCAGUUCUUUGCCAAUUUGAAAACCAGCUGUGAAUGUUUCUCUAAAAAGUUCUCCUGACAAGUUGAAGCAUCCACAUUGGUAAAUUUCAGUCACUGUAAUAUAGUGUUGCAGUAGAAGGAAGAAUAUUUGCUCAAAUCAGAUUUAGAUAGCUGUUAUUUUCUGCAGUCAAGCAUUGAACAGGAAAAGCUCCAAACAAUCUUCAAAUCAAAUCAUCUGAAGCUCUUAUCACCAACACGCACACUGUUUCCACUUCCUACCACAGUUAGCGUUGCACAGUUAGUUUGUACUUUUACUUCACUUCUGUGGAAUACUGUCUGACCUCAUGAGGUUGUGUUAUUGAUUCUCAUCAAACUGCACUGUUUGCAGGUGCCCCUGAGCUGUUUGAUGCCUUUAUCUGCUACUGCCAGAGCGACUUUACUUUUGUCCACAAGAUGAUCCAGGAGCUGGAGCAGACAGAGUACAAGCUGAAGCUGUGCGUGUUUGACAGAGAUGUCCUCCCUGGAUCUUGUGUAUGGACCAUCACGAGUGAGCUCAUUGAGAAAAGGUGGAGUGUUACAAAUGUCAACUCCUUUUAGGUUUAUUUGAAUAAUUUUCACUAUACCUCUACUUUUACGAGAGAAACAUACAAAAAACUGGCACAUGAAGCCUAUUAAACCUACUAUAGACAGCUCAGCCAAAGGUCAGCAUGGCUGAAUUACAUGCUUUUAAUACACUUUUUUUAUUUAUUGACUACUCUGUUUUUGUCAUUCUGGUGCUUAUUCAUGAAAAACAACCAGAGUGAGAACCACCCACAAAAUCUGCAUUCUGAGACUUUCACUCCCCUGUGUGGAUGAAGAAUAUAAAGUUUGUUCAGAUACAAAAGAUUUCAAAGCUUUUUCAGAAAGUUAAUUGCAGUUUCAAUUUAGAAAUUGAAAGCCAUCCAAGGAUAAAAUUGUCAAAGACAGCUUCUCAACACCCCCUGUGAAACUUUAGUGGGUGUCAUUAUCAACUGUUUGUAAUACAUGAGCUUUUUUCCGUGCAGGUGUAAACGGAUGGUGGUGGUGAUUUCCGAUGAAUACCUUGACAGCGAUGCCUGUGACUUUCAGACAAAGUUUGCUCUCAGCCUUUGCCCCGGUAAAAAAUUUGACAGCCUCUGUAAUUGUAUUUCACAGCGCCAUUUUUAUCGCAUAUGCCUUUGCAUCUGUCUGACUUGCCUUUUUUUCUGUUCCUGUUUUAGGUGCAAGAAACAAGCGGCUUAUUCCAGUGGUAUACAAGCCAAUGAAAAAGCAGUUCCCAAGCAUCUUACGCUUCCUCACUGUAUGCGACUACACUCGGCCUUGCACACAGGCUUGGUUCUGGGUACGGCUGGCCAAAGCCCUCUCACUACCCUGA
This is a messenger RNA of Xyrichtys novacula (pearly razorfish), 2968 nucleotides long. NCBI's taxonomy places the organism in Eukaryota, Metazoa, Chordata, Actinopteri, Labriformes, Labridae. The record is from the annotation of a GenBank genome assembly.